Molecule: messenger RNA, 1439 nt
Organism: Calliphora vicina (urban bluebottle blowfly)
Lineage: Eukaryota; Metazoa; Arthropoda; Insecta; Diptera; Calliphoridae
Exons: 5
Coding region: 54-1415 (453 amino acids)
Source: RefSeq, a predicted model, not a curated record
AUAAUAAACGGAUAACGAACAACGUUUAAUAAUAUUUAUUAAAAACAAAUAAAAUGUUAAAAUAUUCUUUAGUUGUUGCUUUUGUGAUAUUGUGUUGUCUAUCAUGGCGGGUUCAAACAUUUGAAGAAAAUACAAAAUUUUGCAUACGCACGGAGCCCAUGCUUUUAUCGGAUAUUGAAAAGCGUAUAAAACCCAUUGAUGAUAAUACAAAUUGUGAAAUUUUAGCCACCACAUUGACCGUUAAUGAAAAGGAAAGUUUUAUUAACACCAUGUGCAAAGAUCAUGGCAGUUCACAUAAGGAUAUAUAUUAUUAUUUCAAAUUACACAAUGGAGAUUUAGCGGGACGUAGUGAAUAUCAUGAGAUAUGCAAUAGCAAGACCAAUCCUUUACUGGCCUGGAUACCGUAUGAACAAAUGCAAAAACGUUAUGCUCAAGAAUUAAAUCCAAAGGAACGUCAAAACUAUAUAGCCAAAGCCACAGAUGUUCAACGUGAAAAAACCGAACUGUGUUAUUUCCGUCAUACUGAUUUAGUGACCAAUAUUUCCGAUAAUUUAUUCACCUGCGUUGUGAUGAUAUUUGAAGACAAUUUUUAUGGUUUGGAUUCCAAUAUUAAUGUUUUGGUGGAAAUAAAACCUUUAAUGUAUGAGCUGCGUAAUAUAACCUAUUCGCCUUGGGUUAAUUCAACUGUUAGCUAUAAAACCUUAUUGGGUAGAAAGGAAUUGAAAAAUCCCAGCAGUGAAAAGAAACAAAUUUUUGGCAAUUUAAAUUAUGCCUAUGUGGAGAAGAUUGAGUUGAAUUUGAGCUCGGUUUACAGUGAGGAUAUGAUUAAAUUACCCUUGUUGUUUGAACAUAAAAAUGCGGUUCUGGAAUUAGAUGAUAAGGGUAUUGGAGGCAUGGAUGUUAAAGAGAAAGCCUACUUUGGCCGCAAAAUGGAAUCAAAAACCAAAAUAAAAGUUGAUGUCAUUGGCCAGUGGGCCGAACAUCAGCAGCAAUUCACCGCCGAUAUUUACGAAUACUUUGGUUAUGGCAUUAAACGUUUCCGCAACGAAAUGCAAAAUGGCACCGUAACAUUUGUACGCAUCGAAAGUACCGAACCGGUCUACGAAAUGCCCGAAAAAGAUGAUAUUGUUGUGGCAAAAAUACAUUCGCUGGGUGGUAAAAAAUUUGAACGUCUGACCGCCGAAGAGGACAGUUUUGGCUUGGAUAAUAACGAUACACUGGCUUUAAAUGAAUUUGAAGAAACCUGGGAAGAUGAAGAGAACCAAUCUGGUAAUCAGCCAUAUCCGGGAUUUUAUCCCUGGUUUAUUGUGGCUGUUCUUGUGGUAGCGGGCGUAAUUUUGGCUGCAAUUUAUGGUGUAGUGCGUAAUUGUAGCAAGAAAGAGCAGAGGCAAAAUUAUAAAUUUACUGGUAUUUAAGAAGAAAAAUUAAAUAAUAAUAUA